Messenger RNA from Penicillium brasilianum, 1461 nucleotides. The record is from the annotation of a GenBank genome assembly. NCBI's taxonomy places the organism in Eukaryota, Fungi, Ascomycota, Eurotiomycetes, Eurotiales, Aspergillaceae.
AUGACUUCUUUCCUAUCCACGGAACAAGUGGUUGUUCCUACAAUUGACGAUGAACUAUAUUCAAGCUACGUGGAUCAGACAUCCAGACGGAUCUUGGAUGUCUUCCUGCAAUAUGCACUCAACAAAUUUGAAUAUGCACCGGGCCAUCUGCAAGGGAAGGGAGAGGGUUUCCUUUCUUUGAUAGGCCGAUUUGUCGCCCAGGGAGCUCGUGUGCAGGCUUGUCUUCCUGCUUUUCCGUUCAAGUCUGCCAAUAAGGUGUACAAGGUACUUGGCAGCUUGCCAGAUAAAGCAGAGGAAUUAGCACUAGACCGGUUGAACACCCUUUGCGAUUCUAUCCAGCAAUUCUAUGCUCCGGGUGCCGAGAUUGUGAUUAUCUCAGACGGAAUCACCUACAAUGAUUUGCUGUGCAUUUCGGACCAAGAGACUUGGCGAUAUGGAGAAGCUCUGCGACGCAUAGCUGUCGAGAAAGGCUUUCAGAACAUCCUGUUCUCGCGGAUCCGAGAUCUUCUCGAUAUUUCACUUCCCGAUAAGCUGACCGAAAUUGUAUAUGUUGCCAACUGUACAAACUUCCGUCGCUUACUCAUGAAUCAGUAUGGGGCGGUGGAUCUCGACAUCGACAAGGAAAUCGCCGAAAAUGCAGAUACGAAAUUGACGUAUCUUGGCUACAAGCGGUUCCUGGAAUCAGAUUUACAGCAUAUCUUUCCCCGAGGGGAGCAUCGCUCCGCCCACAGUUACAAGCGGGACUGCAAAUAUCUGGCCAAGCAGAUGCUCGCAAGAAGAUAUUCCUUUGCCAGAGCCGUCAAAGCCGCCUUUCCAUAUCACCUACGGCUAUCAAUCCACGAGUCUAUUAGUGAAGACAAAAUACCCAUCAAUCUACUGAAUACCAAAACAGGCUUUACCACCCCAUGGCACUGUUCCGUGGCCCAUCUUGCCAAUGGGGAGUGGAUAAGUGCUCCGAUGGGCGAAUUCAACCAGGACAGUCGGUUGGAGUUGAUUCAUGUAGAUGGGGCUCCCAGCCAUUAUCAGGAGAAAAUGCCUGAUGGUACGCAUUCUGCCAUCACUGAGUUGACGGCAACCUAUCUCCAGUCACCGAAGUCUAUCAAUGCCACUGCAUAUAUGAGUAGUACAUUGACAGCCCCAUCAAGGUCUCCAUAUUCUAGCGACGUUUCCAUCUCUUCCUCUGAGGGCAAGUACACCGACAGUUGUUUGACAAGCCCGAACAUAUCGACAGCUUACAAUUCCUCUCCCUCCCCAUGUGGUCUUGGAAUUCAUAUCCAGGCAAAAGAGGAGACGAGGAGCGAGGUUUCGACGCAAUACGGUCGAAGGCUGAUUCCCCAGAUAAUGGAUGAUCUUGCGGCUUCCAGGCCAGAGACCACCGUCUUCUCUCUCCCCCUUUCUCUCGGAUGGCGCUCUCAAUCUGAACCCAGUUUCUGCUUUUCAGUUUACCAGAGCAGUGGAUAA